UGAUAAUUAGGUGGAGUUGCAGCAGCUGCGGACCGCAUACAAUCGACUGGUGAAUCAAAUGAAUAGCAUAUUCAGCCAAAAGCUUUGGUUUAUAAUGCUGGAGCAGUUUUUCAUGAAAUAUGUAUGGUCCGGCACCGGAAUGAUAAUGGUUUCUCUACCAAUAUUAACGGGUACGGCUGGAUCGAAAAGGUCAGAUAGCCCCGUAACUGCCGAGGUGAAUGACUCGAAUGUGAGCGAGCGUACCCAAUAUUUGACGACGGCCAGAAAUCUGCUUAUAUCGGCAGCCGAUGCGAUCGAGCGUUUAAUGUCCUCCUACAAGGAGGUUGUAGCCUUGGCUGGAUAUACUUAUCGGGUCGCUGGAAUGUUGGAUGUAUUCGAGGAGACGGCACAGGGAAUUUACAGCAAGGCGACGCUGGUCGAGAAUGAGGAAAUGAAUGGCAUCAUUGAGUUCCGCGAUGGCAAGCCGAUAGCAAAGGGCCGUAUUAUAUACACGGAUGAUCCCGGCAAUAUGUCGAUUAGUCUCCGGGCUGUGCCGGUCGUUACACCAAACUGUGAUAUUGUUGUGCCAAGUUUGACUCUAUGCAUUGAGCCGGGCGUGCAUCUAUUGAUAACCGGGCCCAAUGGCUGUGGCAAAUCCAGCUUGUUCCGCAUUCUGAGCGGACUCUGGCCAAUCUAUGCCGGAGAGCUGCACAUACCGCGUCCGGUUGAAAACAAGCCCUGCAUGUUCUAUAUACCACAGCGACCCUAUAUGUCCAUUGGCAGCUUAUGUGAUCAAAUCAUAUAUCCGGAUACGCGCGACGAUAUGAAACGCAAGGGCAUCACCGAAAAUGAGUUGAUCAACAUUCUAAAAUUGGUCACUCUCGAGCAUAUUGCACAACGUGACGGCUUUGAUGUUGUGCGCGAUUGGAAGGACAUUCUCUCCGGCGGAGAAAAACAACGAAUGGCAGUGGCUCGUCUAUUUUAUCACAAGCCGCGUUAUGCCCUCCUCGAUGAGUGCACCAGCGCGGUGUCCAUUGACGUGGAGAGCUCCAUUUAUGACAUUGCCAAGAAGAUGGGCAUCACGCUUCUGACAAUAACACACCGACCAACCCUGUGGAAAUUCCACACGCACAUUCUUGAGUUUGACGGUCAAGGAAGCUGGAAGUUCAGGAAAAUGGAUCCCAAUGAGAAGCAAAAGGAUCAGUUUAUUCACUAAUAUAUCCGAAUUACAUAUUGAAAACCCUUCAGUGAACAAAGACUAUACAAUUGAGUAAUAUAAUAUAUAUACAAAAAUAUAUAUUACUCAAUGACUAUAUAUACAGCGAGGUAUCAGAAAAAAUCGAAAAAUCGAAUGAUUAAAAACAACGUCAGCAAGGCGCGCUGGGUACAGGGUGUCUUCCAGUCGGACACACUCUACGGGAGCACAUUCGUUUUAUUAUGUACAUUUAGUAUACUUCUAAGCAUAUUUCUGAAUUGAUUAUGAAAUGCGAAAUGAAGCUGGAAGUUUAGGAAAAUGUGGUUCACCAAUAUCCAUUUUAAGUAUUAAAAUAACCAUGGAGUGAAUAAAGGCUAUACAUAUAUACGGAAUUCGAUUUGGACACUUUUUUUUCAAUUUAUCAUUGAACUAUUUUCUGACAUAGGUAUACAGAGAGAGAGAGAUAUGUACAUAUUGUGUGAAAUAUUUAAAGAUUGUAUAUAUGGUGGUAUGCGUAGUCGGUAAAAAUAACAUUAAAUGCAAUUUAUAAUUAUCUAGAUUUAUAUAUGUUUAACGAAUAAGAUUUGUCCACUCCACAGAUAGCAAUUAAUUCUUUGACAUUCAUACAAAAUAAACUUUAAUUAUUCUCUA
Messenger RNA from Drosophila montana, 1825 nucleotides. Its product is annotated as ATP-binding cassette sub-family D member 1-like. The transcript has 4 exons. Gene Ontology annotation, cellular component: peroxisomal membrane. NCBI's taxonomy places the organism in Eukaryota, Metazoa, Arthropoda, Insecta, Diptera, Drosophilidae. Bases 59 to 1195 code for a protein of 378 amino acids. The record is from RefSeq and is a predicted model, not a curated record. Gene Ontology annotation, molecular function: ATP hydrolysis activity; ATP binding; ABC-type transporter activity. Gene Ontology annotation, biological process: fatty acid beta-oxidation; very long-chain fatty acid catabolic process; peroxisome organization.